ACAGACCGUGAUGUGCGCCUCCUCUUACAAAUAAAAAUGGAUUACAAUAAACGUCUGGAACAAAAUCGAGAAAUUAUUCUACGUUUUGGGGGGAUUUUACAUUUUCCAUCAAUGUGGUGAUUCGUCUGUUUUCUACCAGGAUGACAAAGAGGACGUGGGUUGGUGGAUGGAGGUGCCUUUUAUUCUGGUUGUUUCUCUUUCUUCUUUUGUGGAAUAACGCACAAGGCCAAACUCGCUAUUCCGUUCCCGAGGAAUUGAACGUGGGCUCGGUUGUCGGAAAUAUCGCGAAAGAUCUAGGCUUGAAAAUAUCCGAGCUUUAUGAUCGUAAAUUGCGAAUAGCCACCGAAUCAGGUAAGCAGUAUUUCAGUGUAAAUCUAGGGAAAGGUGAGCUGGUGGUUGAUGAAAGGAUCGACAGAGAGAGCCUUUGUGGACAGAACGCAAAUUGUCUGUUGCCAGUUCAGGUCAUAAUCGAGGAUCCCCUUCAGCUUUACAGAGUAGAUGUUGAAAUACAGGACAUUAAUGACAAUAAUCCUCGUUUUCAGUCAACCGAUCGUGCGCUAAAAAUCGCAGAGUCUACCGUGCCCGGAGUGCGCUUCCCCCUGGAAAGUGCACAAGACGCAGAUGUAGGGAGUAAUUCUUUAAAAUCGUACACGUUAAGUAAAGACGAAUGCUUCAGUUUAAAAGUCAAGGAACUCGGUGAUGGACGGAAAGUGCCCGAGCUGGUUUUGGAGAAAUCACUUGACCGUGAGAAGAAAGCUUUUCAUCAGCUGAUGCUCACCGCAUUGGAUGGAGGAAAUCCAGUCAAGUCAGGCACUUCUCAGAUAAAUAUCACUGUCCUUGAUAAUAAUGACAACAAUCCCGUAUUCAACAAGGCUGUAUAUAAAGUAAGCAUCAGUGAAAUCUCCAGUCAGGGGACGUCAGUGUUAACAGUAGAUGCUACAGAUUUGGACGAGGGCACGAAUGGUGAAAUACAAUAUUCGUUUGCAGAACACACACCCGACGCAGUUCGCUCAUUGUUUCACAUUGAUCCAAAAACGGGCGAAUUUUUUUUGAACGGGCAGCUGGAUUUCGAAAGCACUCCGACGUACAAUAUCGAAGUGAGUGCUAAAGAUAAAGGAGUCCCUGAAAUGGAGGGCCACUGCAAUGUUCAUAUAGACGUUUUAGACGUGAACGACAACCCACCUCAAAUCGUGCUCACCUCGAAACCGAGCCCAGUGCGCGAGGACGCACCAAGUGGCACAGUUGUGGCGUUAAUAAGCGCCCGCGACGUUGAUUCAGGCCUUAAUGGCAAAGUCAUUUUACACACCCAACCCGAGGUCCCAUUUAUACUGAAAUCGACUUUCUCCAACGACUAUUCUUUAGUGACGAAUGGAAUUUUAGAUCGCGAAAUGUUCCCGGAGUAUAUCGUAGAAAUCACCGCGUAUGAUUCAGGUUCUCCUUCGUUGAGCAGCAAAACAUCAAUUUCCGUUCAAAUCCUUGAUGUUAAUGAUAAUCCGCCAAAGUUUUCUGAUAACUCGUAUAAGGCGUAUGUCAAGGAGAACAACAGUCCAGGUUCCAUUGUCUGUUCUGUCUCAGCUUCAGACUUUGAUGUCGGAGAAAAUGCCAAGAUAUCUUAUUCUAUAAGUGACUCCAAAGCCCAAGACAUGCCACUGUCGUCUUAUUUCUAUAUUAAUUCAGACAACGGGACCAUCUUCAGUAUGCACUCAUUUGACUAUGAAAAGAUAAAAGUGUUUCAGAUCAAAGUUCAAGCGAAAGAUAACGGCUCUCCGUCUCUGAGCAGCAACGCCACGGUUCAUGUUUUUAUUGUGGACCAGAACGACAACACCCCCGCUGUCAUUUACCCCUCUGCACUCAUGGGCUCUGUCUCUCAUCAGAGGUUGCCCCGCUCCGCUAAAGCAGGACACCUCGUUACUAAAGUCACAGCAGUGGACGCUGACUCGGGCCAUAACGCCUGGAUUUCCUAUCGGCUAGCGGAGGCGACGGACGCGUCCCUGUUCACUGUCAGUUUACACACAGGAGAGGUGAGGACUAAGCGCUCUGUGUCAGAGCAGGAUGACUCCUCACAGAGACUGCUCAUAGAGAUACAGGACAACGGAGAACCGGUGCAGUCCACCACAGUCACACUGGAUAUACUGAUAGAGGACGCCUUUCAUGAACCAAUCUCAGACUUCAGACACAAAAAUCCAGAACCUGAUCAGAAAAGUGGCAAAAUCACAUUAUAUCUCAUGAUUUCUCUUGCCUCCGUCUCCUUUUUGUGUUUGGUGACAUUUUUCGUAUUGUUAAUAAAAUGCGCUCGGAGCAGUAGAGGCAGCUCGACUUGCUGUAUCAGACGGAGCGAUGGUGAGUCUAAAAACCACAACAGAAACCUGCAGAUCCAGCUCAACACUGACGGACCCAUUAAAUAUGUGGAGGUGCUGGGAGGAGACAUGAUGUCUCAGAGUCAGUCGUUCGGCUCCUAUCUCUCUCCAAUGUCCGAAUUCAGUGAUUUCACCCUUGUUAAACCCAGCAGCACCACAGACUUUACAAACACUCUAAGCGUGCUCGAUGCGUCACUACCGGACAGCACGUGGACGUUUGAGAGUCAGCAGCAAAAGCCACCGAACAAUGACUGGCGCUUACCUCCUAACCAGAGGCCUGGACCUAGUGGCCAGCACAGGUUCCACACCCUGCAGCAGAGGUGGACUCCGUACGAGAAGUCCAGAGCUGGAGCUCGUCCCGAAGAGGCUGGUGCCGGUGCCAUAGUGGGAACAGGACCGUGGCCGAACCCCCCCACUGAGGCGGAACAGCUCCAGGCCCUGAUGGCGGCCGCGAACGAAGUGAGUGAAGCCACAGCGACUCUCGGUCCUCGCUACAACGCCCAGUAUGUCCCAGACUACCGUCAGAACGUCUACAUACCAGGCAGCACCGCGACACUAACGGCUAACCCUCAGCAGCAGAUGCCCCAACAGGCUCUGCCACCACCUCAGGCCCCGCCCCAGGCCGUGCCUACCCCUGACAUCCCCAAGGCUGCCCCAACCCCGGCCAGCAAGAAGAAGGUCACUAAGAAGGAUAAGAAGUAGGACAGGAACACAGCAUUAGAUUAGAUCAGCUUAACAGUGGCAAUCUACUAUUCCAAUCUUAGCAUUAUUUCUGCGCAUGUUAAGGUAGAUGAUGAAAAAAUCUGAAAUUUCUUUAGUGCUGAGUCUAAAUUUCAGUUUUGAUUGGUUUAGGUCUUAUACUUAAUGCAAGCUUUUUUUUUGUGGUAGAUUUUGUACCCUAGUGUAAAAACAGAAACAUCAAUAAAAACCGAACCUGAUAAGUUGUGUUUAGUGGAUAUGGACAAACAAAGGCUUUUAUUAAAUCCUGUUUGUUAGCACUGAUAAGAAGAAAAAACAUACAUAUUGUUUGUUAAUUUUUUUUGUUGUGUUCUUUAUAACGCAAAUACGUGCUACACGUUGUGACAAGAAUGAAAAUGAAAUUUGUGGUGAAUGUUUUAUUUUAUUUGAAUUUUUUGAGGAUGUGCCAUAGCCCUGGAAAUAAACUGAGUUUUAUCUUUGCAUGACCUACGUUUUAACCAUAGUAUUGAAAAAGAACUAUGCAGUGUGGAAAAUGAGUAUAAGUAUGAAGUUUUGUGUAAGAGAAGACAUUGUGCUCAUAAAAACACCAGCAACUAAAAAGUUGGACUGUGUGUAUAUUGUAGGAAAAAAGGAAGGAAAGAAACGUAAGACUGGAUUCAGUGUUUAGCACUACUACUAAAAUGAUGCUAGCUUAAAGAUAUAGAAGAAUAUAUAUCACUUUAUUAUUUAAACACCUGCCAACUCCGUAUAACCGUAUAUCUUUCCUAUUGACUUGCAUUAAACGAAGUGUUUCCUAAACCUUAAAUAUAGUGGACGUUCCCUGAGCCGUUGGUCUGUGUUAGCGCAUUUUGGUUGAGCAUGGUCAUGCAAAGUUUCUAGGUUAAAGCCGGAUGAGGAACCUCGAAGAAAUAAAUGAUAUUCAUGGGAUUAAAGGAAAUCUGAAGGAAAUACAGCAUGUGAUGUGGCAAGCAUUACUAAUUCGAUUCCUGUAAAUAUUUUCCCCCCAAUUGCUAAGAACUCGGGCGAAAAGGCGACUUUAUCUCUCUCCUGCUACAAUCUGUACAAUCUGAAAUCACCAUGUAAAUAAGACAUGUAACCUGUCUGUACAAACUAGAGCCACAAACAUCUGGCUAGCACAGGAAUGUUUCAGUAUUUUUUAGAAAAAAAAAAAACAAAAAACAAAAAUAAAACCUAAAAAAAAAAACAAAAGUGUAGUGCUUUAGAUACAAAAAAAUGCUUCAAACUCACUUACUAACCAAACUGUAAAUACAACCUUGACAUUUAUGAAGAAAAACGCAAUCGUAGCUUAGGCCUUGUGAAAUAAAAAAAAAAAAAAAAUGUGCAUAUUUUUGUGUUUUUCCUUCCUUCUCUUUCACUUUAUUUCUUCCAAGCUAAAAAAUAAGUAAUGUGUUUUUAGCGUGCCCUUCCCAUGCCAUCUCUCUAUAGUCUUCUGUGUUUGUAAUUACAGUAAACUGGUAAUGCUACCGGAAUGGCUAUUCCUGUCUGUUUAACUCUAAAUAUAUAUAAAAUAUAAAUGUCUGUCUGCUGCUUGAAUACCUUUCUGUAUUCAACUGUGAUAACCUUCUUUCUUUUAACCGCUUAGCGCUUCAUGUCCUGCUUUUAUUUUAUAUGCAGAUAUUUAUAUGGCUGUUGAUUUUGUUUAUGUUCUUGUUUAUUAAUGGGACACUUACAUUUCAAAUAAAAGUUUGUCAGAACUCAUAA
Clarias gariepinus (North African catfish) is the source of this 4778-nucleotide messenger RNA. RefSeq names its product protocadherin gamma-C5-like. Gene Ontology annotation, molecular function: calcium ion binding. The transcript has 5 exons. The record is from RefSeq and is a predicted model, not a curated record. Lineage: Eukaryota; Metazoa; Chordata; Actinopteri; Siluriformes; Clariidae. Gene Ontology annotation, biological process: homophilic cell-cell adhesion. Gene Ontology annotation, cellular component: plasma membrane. The coding region runs from base 141 to 3059 and encodes 972 amino acids.